UCUUGCAAGCAAAGAGUGUUUAUUGUGGAUUUUCAGUACAUAGAAAACUACAGCCAAGCUGACCAGAAAGACUGGAAUUUCAUCCAUCUCCCUCCCCUCCCCCGCUCUGCUUUCUCUCUGUCGCCCACUCAUUGGAUUUCUUUCUCCGCCAGCCUUUUAAAACAGAAAUUACUGGGUCAGUGACAUACAUUUUUCCUCUUUUUCUAGUAUGAUCUCAUGUUCAGCCUCCAGCAGAAACGCCGCUACCUGAUUAGCAAACCUUGAAAGGACUCUGAGAACACAUUCAUCAUCAUUUUGUCAGGGUUGACCAAUGAAUUUUAUAAAAACCUAAGGAUAUUUUGGAAAUAUCUGUCAAUAACUGUCCAAAUUUCAGUCAAGGAGAGCCUAUUAAUAGAAAACAUGUCACACAUUUUUACCUGUGACUAAUAAUGCCUUCAUUUUGUGGAGAAAGUCUGCUGGUGGAGGAAGAAGACUCCUUUUGUUAAGAAAUUUUUUCACCGGUGAAAAAGGCUGGCACCCCCUUAUAAUAUGAAGCCCUUUGAGAAAAGCUGCUUGUUUCUACUGCUGCCUGUGGUGUUAGGAGUUGUGUGCUCCUCCUUUAUUAGUGUGAACCUUGGGGUGAAAGUGAUGAAGGGACAGUCUGUCUUCCUGUCAGAAGAAGACCUCAAGUUUUCCAUCCCCAGAGAGAAGGACGUCUGCAAAGUAGAAGUUGUGAUUAAUGAGCCAAUAACACAGAGAGUUGGAAAACUUACUCCGCAGGUUUUUGACUGUCGCUUCCUUCCUAAUGAAGUCAAAUAUACCCACAAUGGAUGUCCGAUUUUAGAUGAAGACAUGGUCAUGCUUCGGCUGUACAGGUUUACAGAAACAGAAACGUUUGUAGAAACAUUCACCCUUCAUGUGCAGUUACUUGAGCCAGACUGUAACAUCAUAAAAAUGCGCUCCCAUGCUUUGGAGGUCCCUGAAUACUAUGGUCUAUCUAGGGUGAUUGACAAGAACGUCCUCACCUUUGAUUAUGACAGGAAGAUAAACCUGGAGUGCACCGUUUCCAUAAUCUCUUUAGAAACUCACCUGCCUGCUCAUGGCCAGCUUGUCACCAGCAAAGUGCAGCAAGAGCAAUUUCGUGGAGAUCAGCCAUGGAGCUUCUACCCCGGCACGAAGCACAGCCUGGGCCAAAAGUGCAGAAAUGGGAGCUGUACACUGGGAUUAGAAGUUAUUAACAACAAAAAGAUGAGCUGUGAAGAGUUUCUGAGGAUGGGCAUUCAGUAUCAACACCUUGAUCCCCCCUCACCUGACACUGACUAUAUUCCUGUGAGGUUGGAUCUGUCAGACAGCAGAAGCAAAACUCUGCACAAGACAGAGCAUGCAUGGCUCCCUGUUCGGAUUAGAGGUGCUGCUCCCAACCAAAUACCCAAAGGUGCCCCAGUGGCAAAGUUCGUCCUGGAAGUAGAUCAAUUUAUUUUAACCCCUAUUACAACCACAACCAUUGAUGCUGAAGACAAUGAAACUCCAAAGUCCCUGCUUAUAUUCAACAUUACCAAGCCACCUCCAGAGGGCUUUAUUACUCACCUCUCUGACCACACAAAAACUGUUGGCUCCUUCACGUGGAAGGAUCUCAGUGACAUGCUCAUUGCUUAUCAGCCUCCAAAUAACAGCCACACAGAGAGGAGGAAUUAUGAGGUGGAGUUUGAGGUGCAUGACUUCUACUUUGAAAGAAGUUUGCCCAUCACUGUGAUUCUUUCCAUCAGAACAACAGAUACAAAUGCCCCUCGGGUUUCAUGGAACACAGGCCUCAACCUCCUAGAAGGGCAAUCCCGACCCAUCACAUGGCAGCAUUUCCAAAUUGUAGACAAUGAUGACAUCCAAAAUGUUCACUUAGUCACAGUUGAUGGAUUACAGCAUGGGCGGCUCUCAGUGAGAGGAGGGAAAGGAUUCAUGUUCACCAUCUCUGACAUUCAGGAUGGAGUUGUUCGCUACCAUCAUGAUGACAGCGAUUCUACUAAGGACUUUGUGGUAUUUAGAAUUUUUGAUAGAUCCCACAGUAUUCGCCAUACAUUUCCAAUAAAUAUCCUCCCUAAAGACGAUAGCCCUCCAUUUCUGAUCAGCAAUGUGGUCAUUGAAGUUCAUGAGGGACAGAUGAUCCUGAUUCAGGGCUCCAUGCUUCAUGCUUCGGACAUGGAUUCCAGUGAUGACUACAUACUAUUCAACAUCACCAAGCCUUCACAGGCUGGAGAAAUCAUGAAGAAACCAGGACCAAACCUGAUAGGGUAUUCUGUCAACAGUUUUCUUCAGAGGGAUCUAUUUAAUGGGAUGAUUUAUUAUCAUCAUUUGGGAGGAGAAGUAUUUGAAGAUUCCCUUGAGUUUGUGCUGUGUGAUAGUCAUGACCCUCCAAAUCUCUCAGAGCCGCAGGUGAUGAUGGUUCACAUUAUCCCUGUGGAUGAUCAGCUACCCAGAGAAGCUCCAGGAGUGACCCGUCACCUGGUUGUUAAGGAGACUGAGAUUUCUCACCUAACUAAGAAACAUCUCCACUUCAUAGAUGUGGAAGAGCAAGACAGGGAGCUCACAUACACCAUAACCACUUUCCCAUUUUUCUCUUGCACCCAUGGCUCCUCAGAUGCUGGGAAGCUGUUUAUGGUGGACACCAUCCCCAAACUGGUCAAAGAUCCUGCUGCUCUUCCACUGCGGUCAUUCACUCAGCAUGCUGUGAACUAUAUGAAAGUUGCCUACAUGCCACCCCUGCAGGACAUUGGACCUGAACCCCAGCAAGUCCAGUUUAUUUUUUCUGUCAGCAAUCAGCAUGGAGGCACUUUGUAUGGGAUCUGCUUCAAUAUUACAAUUCUUCCUGUGGACAACCAAGCCCCACAGGUUUUUACAAACCAUUUGAGAGUGGAAGAGGGUGGCAUGACCACUAUUACAGAGGGACAUAUUCUCAUCUCUGAUGCAGACACGAAACAAGAGCAUCUCUUCCUGCUCCUGCAGAGGCAGCCGCAGCAUGGGGUAGUGGAGCUGGAUGGCAUUCCCAUGAAUGGGGGUGACAGGCUUUCCUGUGAGGACCUGAGUACCCUGGCAGUCAGAUAUCGUCAUGAUGGCUCUGAGACUCUCACUGAUGAUGUUUUCUUUGCAGCCACAGAUGGCAUCCAUUUUGUAGAGUUCAUCUUGCAGGUCAAGGUGUUGCCCGUGAAUGAUGAGCUACCUGUUAUGCAAACAGGCCUUGUUCCCGUGCUCCACUGCUUGGAGGGUGAAGAAGCAGUCCUCUCCUCGGAGUACAUUCAUGCCACAGAUGCGGACAGCGAUGACAUGGAGCUGAUGUUCCUGCUGGCUCGCCAGCCUGGCCACGGGGCAGUGAGGAAAGCUGGCAUCACCGUGGAUCGCUUCUCCCAAGCUGAUGUCGUUGCUGGCUUAGUCACAUACAAGCACACCAGUGGUGAGAUUGGCCUGACUCCUUCCAUUGAGAUCUUAACCUUGAUUGUCUCUGACAGCGAGGCUGGCCUAGAUGUGAAAGACUGCUGUUAUGAUGGACCUCCUUCUCCUCCAGUUUCACGUGAUGAUCCAUUUCCUGUCUAUGACCUUAACAUCACUGUGCUUCCGGUGGACAACCAGCCUCCAUCAAUUGUAACCGGUGCAAGCUUUGUGGUGGAGGAGGGCUCUUCAGCAGCCCUUACUACCAGUCAUCUGUUUGCCACUGACCCUGACACCACUGCAGAUGACUUAGAGUUUGUGUUGGUUUCUCCUCCCCAGUUUGGUUACAUUGAAAAUAUACUGCCUUCUCCUGGGUUUGAGAAGAGCAACAUGGGAAUAACCAUAGGUUCAUUUCAGCUGAAGCACCUGAAAGCCAUGAAUAUAAACUAUGUGCAAGCCAGGCACUUGCGAAUGGAGCCAACAGAAGACAAGUUUGUACUUUAUGUCACUGAUGGGUUGCAUCGCUCAGCAGAGACUCCAUUUUUUGUGCUAAUCACCCCAACCAAUGAUGAAGUUCCAGAAUUCACAGCCAGGAAUAUCACCGUUCAAGAAGGGGAGAUGAAGGAGCUGGAUCUGUCUGUUAUCAGUGCAGUUGAUCUGGAUGUGCCUCAAGACCCUCUGGUAUUUGUGGUUGUGCAGAGGCCCUCAUAUGGUUUCCUUAUCAAUGGUCUUCAUGGCAGUGAUGUUCUACAUGAUAAAGAAUUAAUUAACCAUGAUCACCACAGCCAUGGAUUGCUUGUUCAUGACUUUUCCAUGGAGCUACUGAGGAGUGGAAUGAAGCUGAUGUAUAUGCACGACAACUCUGAAAACCUCACUGACAGCUUUAAAAUUCAACUAUCAGAUGGAAAACAUAAAGUCCUCAGAACAGUUUCAGUAAAGGUCAUUCCAGUUAAUGAUGAGAAACCAGUGCUGAGCAAGAAGAAUGAUAUAGAGGUGAACAUAGGUGAAACUCAAAUCAUUUCUAGUGCUGUUCUGUCAGCAGAAGAUAAAGAUACCCCCAGGGAGAAAAUUUACUACUUAUUUGAAAGACUUCCAGAAAAUGGUCAGCUUCAGCUCAAGGUAGGACAAGGGUGGGUGACUCUCCAAACUGGAAUGAAGUGCACUCAGGAAGAGCUGGAUAUGAACCUUGUGAGAUAUGCCCACACAGGAACUGUGGGGUCCAAGAAAAAAGAUAGCUUUACAUUUUACCUCUGGGAUGGGUACAACAGAUCCCCAGCUGUGAACUUCUAUAUAAACAUCAAGGACUUGGAAAAGGGAGACAUUGAUAUUUCUAUGAAACUUCUCAGAGUGCCGAAAGGAGAUCGCAGCUACAUUACAAAUGAUGUCCUCCUUGCACUGGAUGGUACUGACAAGCCAGAGCAGCUGCUUUAUGUGAUUACCUCCCCACCCCAGUAUGGACAAAUAGAGUAUGUCAGCUAUCCUGGCAUCCCCAUUACCAGCUUCAGUCAAAUGGAUGUAGCACGGCAGAUUGUCUGCUACGUUCACAAAGCCAAGGCGUUUGUUCGUGAAGAUACAUUCAGAUUCAUCGUCAGCAAUGGACUGAGGACUAAGCAUGGGACAUUCGAGAUCGUCCUGGAGGCAGCUGACCAGGCUUUGCCCACUCUGUCUAGGAACAUCGGGUUAAGAAUAACGGAAGGAGCUAUGGCACUUCUCACUCCUGAUGUACUGCAGCUUUCAGACCCAGACACUGCGAAAGAAAACCUUACUUUCCUCUUGGCUCAGCUCCCCCAGUAUGGUCAUCUCUAUUAUCAUGGGGCUGUUCUACUGCAGGACAAUUUCACACAGCAAGAUGUGGACAACAGGGAUGUUGCAUACAAGCACCGAGGUGGGAAUUCCCAGACUGACAGAUUUACAUUUGUUGCCACGGAUAGGACUAACCACGGCUUCAUCGUGAAUGGGAGGGUGCAGAGCAAGCCAGUGGCAUUCACCAUCCAGGUGGACCCUUUGGACAAAAUGGCACCAAAAAUUAUUCAUCUUCAUUGCUUUUCUGAUGUGGAACUCCUGAAGAAUGGCAAUUAUGGGAUCUAUAUUACUGCCAGGUCCCUGAGGGCAUCUGACCCCAAUACAGAAGAUGACAAAAUAAUUUUUAAGAUUUUGCGAGGUCCUCAUUAUGGCUACCUGGAAAACAUAACAACAGGUGGACUCAUUCAGGAAGGAUUUAGUCAAAAGGAUUUAAACACCAAAAUCAUACUUUAUGUCAUCAACCAAUCACAAGAAGUGAAUUCAGACAGCUUGAAGUUCCAAGUGACAGAUGCCAGUGGAAACUCUGCGGCACCCCAAAGGCUGGAGCUAAGCUGGUCUCGAAUUGAAAUGUUACAGACUGAAUAUGAGGUGUGUGAAAACACAGGAGUGGUGUCUCUGAAAAUCACCAGGGCAGGACACUCAGGGGAGUCUGCCUUUGUAACUGUGAAGGUCAAUGAAAUAUCUGCUAGGCUGGGAAAGGACUUCACAGUGACUCCCUCCAAGCUUGUUCAGUUUGAUCCAGGAGUGUCAACAAAGAUGUGGAAUAUAGCAAUUACCUAUGAUGGAUUAGAGGAAGAUGAUGAAGUCUUUGAAGUAGUUCUGAACUCCCCUGUGAAUGCUGUUCUUGGCACACGGACAAAAACUGUAGUGAAAAUUUUGGACUCAAAAGGAGGUCAAUGCAGCUCCAGUUCUACUGGCCAAAGCAAACAUGACUUCUGGGGGAGAGGCACGCUGUUUCCAGUUUCCUUGGGCUCCUCAUUGCCUUCCAGGCCUGGCAAUGUCUCCUUGGAAGGGAUCCCACUGCCUCCUUCCAAAAGGAUGAGAGAGCAUGGAGGGGACCUGCGGCAGGAGCACAGCUUGGCGAAUCGGUCCAGGACCAGGCUGAGAGUAACUGGAAAUGGCAGAACAGUUCACCCGUCAUCUGUAUUUAGAAAUGAAACAGAUGUGAUUUUCAAAUAUCACGGGAUCAUAUCACUCAAAAUAGAGGAUGACACCUCUUCAGCUGAAACCAACAAGAAGAUACAACCACAGAUAAAUGUCAUGUCCUCCAGGAAAACAGAAAUCCCACAGGCUGAUAAGGCAGAACUUGCAGCUGAACGAAGAUCAAGACAUAAGGACUUCUACUCUUUUCAAAAGGCUUGUACACCAGAUUUAAAGGGUCUAUUGCAUUAUGAAGAAAGCACACAGAAAUUAUUUCAGUGUGAUGGGAUAACAUGGAAAUUCUGGAAUUCCCAAAGCAAGGAGGUAACUAUGAAGAAAUGUCCCUCUGGAUGGACUUACCAUGAGGGCAGCUGCUACUUCCUGGUAGUGAAUCACAAGGUCACCUGGAACACUGCUGCUCAUGCUUGCAGAGAACAGUACCUGGGGAGUUUAACAAGUGUGGCUAAUGAACAACACAUGCAGUGGUUGUGGGACUUCAGUGGGAGGAUGCCCUUUUGGAUAGGUUUGAAUGACCAAGUCAAUCCUGGACAUUGGGAAUGGAAUGGAGGAGAACCUGUAACCUACAUAAACUGGAGAAGAGGCUCCUACCGUUUUCCAGUGAGAGGAAGAAAUUGUGUAUUUGUGCAGAAGCGAGGAAAAUGGCAAGCAACUGACUGCAAGAAGGUCAAACCAGACAGCUAUAUAUGUUCAAGAAAGUUGUAGUUGAUGGAGGAUGCUUCUGAAAGCAUAUGGACAUUCAUGCUUUUUCAGUAUUUUAGCUGUGUUAGAAAACCAUCCUAAUUACCAGCAAGGCUUAUUUUAUAUGCUGCCAGAGGUGCAGAUGCACUGGCCUCUAAUCAAGGUAUAGAGAUCAGCUGCAAAAAUUAAACACAAGUUAAAGUUUUGAAAUCUCCCCAAAAACAUUGAUCUGUUACUUACUCAUAUGUACAGUAAAUUCACGAAUACAAGCCGCACUGAGUAUAAGCCGCAUCUCUGGG
This is a messenger RNA of Catharus ustulatus (Swainson's thrush), 7337 nucleotides long. It is a transcript of the gene FREM1, whose product is annotated as FRAS1 related extracellular matrix 1. NCBI's taxonomy places the organism in Eukaryota, Metazoa, Chordata, Aves, Passeriformes, Turdidae. The coding region runs from base 529 to 7062 and encodes 2177 amino acids. Gene Ontology annotation, biological process: cell communication. The transcript is spliced from 37 exons. The record is from RefSeq and is a predicted model, not a curated record. Gene Ontology annotation, cellular component: membrane.